AGGCCUUGCGGUGAGGAGGCAAGUUGGCAGGAACUGGGGUGCAUUGAGCCCCUUGGGGUGCUGGUCACCGCUUUACAGAGCACUGGUGCCUUGGGGAGCUCCCCCUUUCAACAGGUAGACGUCGGGAGCAGCCAGCCUUGCUCUGCUCAUCGGAAAGGACGUCGGUGACUGCAGCGGUGCUGUGAGGCCGGGGUUUGGGCAGAAGACCCCGGGGCAUCGCUUUGGGUGGUGUCUUCAGCCCGGGGCUGGGAGGACGACAGCGACCAGUCCCCGCCGCCCGUGCUGCGGGGAGGGCAGCUCUGCACAAAGCGGGUUUUGGAGGCUCACUUGCUGGUCGCUGCGUGCUGAGGCCAUGGCACUGAGGCUCCUGGGAACGGGGUCGCUCUCUCUUGUUAGCCUUGGGAUCCUAGUCCUGGUUUUGGCUCUCCCUGCUGAUGCUGGGCUUUCUCAGAAGCAUGUUUCGGAUGUCGUCGAUGACAGCAAAGAUAACAUCACCAUUUUCACCCGCAUCCUGGACAGGCUGUUGGAUGGGUAUGACAACCGCCUGAGACCUGGACUUGGAGACAGCGUAACUGAAGUCAAGACAGACAUAUACGUGACAAGUUUCGGCCCUGUCUCGGACACAGAUAUGGAAUACACUAUUGAUGUCUUUUUCCGGCAAUCCUGGAGAGAUGAAAGGCUGAAGUUUGAUGGUCCCAUGAAAAUACUUCCCCUCAACAACCUGCUGGCCAGUAAGAUCUGGACUCCUGAUACCUUCUUCCACAAUGGGAAGAAGUCUGUCGCCCAUAACAUGACAACACCCAACAAGCUGCUGCGUCUGGUGGACAAUGGCACCCUCCUGUACACCAUGAGGCUAACUAUUCAUGCAGAGUGCCCCAUGCACCUGGAGGACUUCCCAAUGGAUGUGCAUGCUUGCCCGCUCAAAUUUGGGAGCUAUGCCUACACAAAGACAGAGGUGAUCUACACCUGGACACUGGGGAAGGAUAAAUCAGUGGAAGUAGCAAAGGGUGGAUCUCGCCUGAACCAGUACGACCUGCUGGGCCAUGUUGUUGGUACAGAGAUGGUUCGAUCCAGCACAGGGGAGUAUGUCGUCAUGACCACACACUUCCAUCUCAAGAGGAAGAUCGGGUACUUUGUGAUCCAGACCUACCUACCUUGUAUUAUGACAGUCAUCCUGUCCCAGGUCUCCUUCUGGCUUAACAGAGAGUCUGUCCCUGCCCGAACGGUUUUUGGUGUCACCACCGUCCUUACCAUGACCACGCUAAGCAUCAGCGCAAGAAACUCCUUACCUAAAGUGGCGUACGCGACGGCCAUGGACUGGUUCAUAGCCGUCUGUUACGCCUUUGUGUUUUCUGCGCUGAUCGAAUUUGCCACCGUCAACUACUUCACCAAGCGCAGCUGGGCUUGGGAUGGCAAGAAGGUGCUGGAGGCUCAAGAGAUGAAGAAAAAAGAGCCAGUGGCACUAGCGAAGAAAACCAACAACACCUACAACAUUGUUGGCACCACAUAUGCCCUCAACAUUGCCAAGGACCCUGGCCUGCCCACCAUCUCCAAGAGCGCUGCUGCCACUGCUACUGCCACCAACGUACCCCCCAAGAUGCCCCGCAGAGAGGAGAAGCUGCCGGAGAGUAAGAAGACAUACAACAGCGUCAGCAAGGUAGACAAGAUGUCCCGCAUCGUCUUUCCAGUCCUCUUUGCCAUUUUCAACUUAGUCUACUGGGCCACAUAUGUAAACCGGGAGUCAGCUAUCAAGGGAAUGAUCCCCAAACAAUAAAACCGGUCACACAAACCUUCCAUCAGUGAGCACCAUCCAGGCAGGAAUUCUCCAGGGCUUUCUUAUUUCCUGUUUUGUUAAAUUAUUAUUGUUCGUUUGACAUUAUUAUUACUCUUUAAUCGUUUUUUUAUAAUGUAAACGAAACUGUGAUUUUAAUUUAAUCCCAUAUGCUUUGGUUUUAUUUUACUUUGUCUCUGAUGAUGAAAGGAAAAAAAAAAGAUCAGAACAA
Columba livia (rock pigeon) is the source of this 2003-nucleotide messenger RNA. It is a transcript of the gene GABRA3, whose product is annotated as gamma-aminobutyric acid type A receptor subunit alpha3. Gene Ontology annotation, cellular component: dendrite membrane; neuron projection; GABA-A receptor complex. Gene Ontology annotation, biological process: signal transduction; chloride transmembrane transport; nervous system process. Lineage: Eukaryota; Metazoa; Chordata; Aves; Columbiformes; Columbidae. The transcript has 10 exons. The record is from RefSeq and is a predicted model, not a curated record. Gene Ontology annotation, molecular function: GABA-gated chloride ion channel activity; GABA-A receptor activity; inhibitory extracellular ligand-gated monoatomic ion channel activity. Bases 353 to 1774 code for a protein of 473 amino acids.